AGUUUUAGUUUAUAAUGGAUUUAUUUGCAAAACCACCAAAAGUGCCCCCUCAAAAUAUUGUUAUUAGGUUAAUAAAUCGCGAAACGUUUGGAAGCAAAAGACCUGGUACACAUUACCAUGUAGCCAGACAAUUUUACCAAAACGUAUUUCCAAAUUUUACUGUUAUAAACAUUGAAAAGCCACCUUGCUUCUUGAGAAAAUUUAGUCCAUGUGGGAAAUAUUUUAUUGCAUUUUCAUCAGAUCAAACAUCAUUGGAAAUUUAUGUAUAUAGAGGUUCUAGUGCAGCUGGUGAUUUGUUACAAAAUAUAAGUCAACAAAAUGAUAAACAACAUUUUGAGAUAAAAAGUAAAAUAUUUGAGAGAUUUUUCAAGUUGAAGUAUACUGUAAAUGUGGCUCCCAGUUCAGAGCAGCUUAAUCGAGAAUGCAGUCUAUUUAGUGAGGAUGGAAGAUAUGUUAUUAUAGGGUCUGCAUGUUAUAUACCAGAAAAUCUAAGGCCACAUUUUUAUGAGAUUUAUACUAAUAAUGAAUCAGUGACACCAAACCCAAAGGCACCAUUAGAAGAUUAUACAUUACAUUUAAUUGACUUAAAAUUGGGAAAAUUAUGUGAUACAAGGAAUUUCAAAGUGGACAAAAUAUUUAUGUCUCACAAUCAAGGUCUUUAUUUGUACAAAGACAUAUUGGCUGUGCUUUCAGUGCAACAUCAAGUCAUUCAUAUAUUCCAAAUAUUGGAUGGCAUGUUUGUUGAUGUUAGAAAAAUUGGAAGAUUUUGUUAUGAAGAUGAUGCUUAUUACUUCAGUUCAGUAUUCCCCAAUGAACGUGCCUUCAGGGAGAAUUUAAUGAAUUCUCUCAAGCACCGCAUGAUGACAUUCCUAUUUCGAAGGGCCUAUAGUAUAAGUCAAAGAACAAAUGAUCCUUACGAAAUAAGAAAAUUUUAUCAGUACUUCGAAAAUUUUAAGUCGUUGAGGAUUUGGAAAAUGCAGCUACUAGACGAAAAUCAUAUUCUACUAAAAUAUGCCAGUGAGGAUGUGGUAACUUUGAAAUCAAAUGAUGCGAGUAGUCAACCAUCCUUUUACGUCGUUUAUAAUAUGGUAGAGAGCAAAGUUUUAGCCAUUUACGAAAACAUAUCGAAAGAGUUGUUGGACUUGCUGGAAAAUUUCUGUGACAAUUUUCGAAACGCACACGUCUAUAAUGAUAGUCGAUUUAGUUGCAGUACAGCUAACAAUAUAUACGCUCGUCUCUUGCACCAUAGAUUCAAGCAAACAAUAAUAAGUGCAAAAUACGGCGGCAAAACCGAGGCCAUCAAAAGAAUAUUGGGCCAACUACCAAUAAGCGCGCAAUCAUAUAGCAGCUCACCUUACUUGGAUUUAUCGUUAUUCAGCUACGACGAUAAGUGGGUGUCUAUCAUGGAACGACCAAAACCAUGCGGAGAACAUCCCAUUAGGUUUUAUGCACGAGAUUCAGGUUUUCUCAAAUUCAGAAUAUUUGCUGGAAAUACAACGCGCGCAAUCCCUGCUGCGAGAAGGCUUGUUGCCUUCACAUUUCAUCCAACCGACCCUUUUGCUAUAUCCGUGCAGAGAACUAAUGCCGAAUAUAUUGUGAAUUUUCAUAUUAGAUAUGAUAACUGCAACGCAAGCGCUUCUGAUGAUAAUGAAAAUGUCCUAAACUUUUUAUGAUUAUACGAUUUUAAUAAUUUACAAGCUAAACUGUGAUGACAAUACAUUUAAAAAAAUAA
This is a messenger RNA of Nicrophorus vespilloides, 1732 nucleotides long. RefSeq names its product DET1 homolog (gene abo). The transcript is spliced from 3 exons. Gene Ontology annotation, molecular function: ubiquitin protein ligase binding; ubiquitin-like ligase-substrate adaptor activity. Gene Ontology annotation, biological process: positive regulation of proteasomal ubiquitin-dependent protein catabolic process; protein ubiquitination. Bases 15 to 1673 code for a protein of 552 amino acids. The record is from RefSeq and is a predicted model, not a curated record. NCBI's taxonomy places the organism in Eukaryota, Metazoa, Arthropoda, Insecta, Coleoptera, Silphidae. Gene Ontology annotation, cellular component: cullin-RING ubiquitin ligase complex; nucleus.